This is a messenger RNA of Daucus carota subsp. sativus, 1074 nucleotides long. Its product is annotated as F-box/kelch-repeat protein At3g23880-like. The transcript has a single exon. The record is from RefSeq and is a predicted model, not a curated record. Lineage: Eukaryota; Viridiplantae; Streptophyta; Magnoliopsida; Apiales; Apiaceae. Bases 1 to 1074 code for a protein of 357 amino acids. Gene Ontology annotation, molecular function: protein binding.
AUGGAUAGUCUUCUUCCCAAAGAUAUUUUUCUUGAAAUUCUUUUCCUACUACCCGUCAAAUCUCUCCUCCGUUGCAAAUUUGUAUGCAAAUCAUGGAGAUCUCGCAUCUCAGACCCUGAUUUCGUAAAGCAGCACAUCGCGAGAACAACAAACAACCCUAAUAAUGACUUAUUCAUCGCUUACGAUGAAUUUAAUCUCUUUCUUUCUGUCAUCGACGUAACCAUCGACCGGUCUACAAGAUUGAACCGCCGUAUCGACAAUUUCAGUCAUAUUGUUGGAUCAUGUAACGGCUUGCUUUGCCUUGCUGACAAAGCCAAGGAACUAUAUCUUUGGAACCCCGUUACGAGACAAGUGAAAAACAUGCACGGAUACAAGUACAUCGUUGGAGAGAACUCUGCUGAUUAUGGCGUGGCUUUCGGGUUUGGUUUUGAUCAUGCGAGCAGUGACUACAAGGCGGUGAGGAUUGUACAGAAAAUCAAUGUGAUCAACGUCAUCAAUCGAGUUGAGCUGUAUUCACUCAAGGAGAAUUGUUGGAAGGAAAUCAAUGCGAAGUUAGAUUUCGGACUUAUUGAUAAGUCCCGUGGUAAAGUAACUAGUGUGAAUGGAUCGAUUUAUUGGUUAGCACGAAAGAGAAUGGAUGACUCUGGGCUUGUGGUGCUUUCCUUUGAUGUGCAAAGCCUGAAAUUCGGCACGAUUCAGUUUCCUGAUGAUCUUUCCGUGUUGCCUUUCUAUUGGCGGAGAAAUUACGAUGAGUUUAGCGUUUUGCAGUUUAAGGAAUAUGUUGCCCUUUGUUAUAGUUUGGAUCUAGGAGGAUGCGUGGUGAUUUAUACGCUGCUUGAUGGCAAUUGUUGGUGUAAGAAUAUGACUGUUAGACGUUUAGAUUAUUUAGUAGGAUGUUUGAAGACGGGUGAACUCAUUGGAUUGAAAUAUCGUUAUGAUGGUCGGAGAAACGGGUAUCACGAGGAUGUAGUCUUAUAUGACUCGGUGAAUGAUGUGGCGAAAUCCAUUCAACCAAUACCGAGUGGAAGGAGAACACUGUACCAUUAUACCGAGAGUCUGUUAGAUCUGAAUUAA